UACCAGAAACAUGAUGGCUCAGGAACUGCUCGAAAAUGAAUCUGUGAGCUUCUCUAUCCAAAUAGAGGCAGAAUCUUCCAAUAAAUUAAAGAAUGAUCAUAAGUUUCAUGAUGUUAUAGAUGAAAAAGAUGAUGAUCUUUUAUAUACUGAUGAUUUGAAAUACUUUCACCAAACGUUUAAUAUUACUGGAGUUCGCCUAUUGUUUGUGGACCAUUCUGGAUAUAUGGUUUUGAUUUUAGAUGAUCGUGGCUUUAUGUUUGUAUGGGACGAGAUGUCACAAGACUUGGAUUAUUUGGGAAACAGUUUGAGAGAAGGCUUUACAAACUUAAUCUACCAUUUGGAGAAAAUAUGCGCUAUAAUGGAGUUCACUUGUGAGCUGAUACCGAGAGAAGAACUUAGACGUCAAAUAAGAGAAAAGCUACGUGAUCUCAAGUUCUAA
Molecule: messenger RNA, 439 nt
Organism: Racocetra persica
Lineage: Eukaryota; Fungi; Glomeromycota; Glomeromycetes; Diversisporales; Gigasporaceae
Source: the annotation of a GenBank genome assembly